AUGAAAAAUCCAUUUGAAGAAGAGUCUACAGAAGGCACGGAUGAGCCAGCUUACCCACAUGCCGCUUUUACAAGAUACCCACGUCGUGAACUAUACAGAAUCCCUUUGGACGACAGCAACGAGAUUGACAUCCCGAGGUCUCCUGACAGCAAGCUUGACAGGAAUGGAUCACCGGAUAUAUUUGCAAGGAGUUCUUAUCAAGUAUCUAAUGGAAAAUCAUCUACUCUCAAAGGAACAAGAACGCCUAACUUGGAAUUGAACGAAAACAAGACAGCUAGAGCUAAAUUCACGUCAGACGAAAGUCCAAAAAGGCAAAGACAAGGUGGCUUUUUUAUUCCCGAUGGAAAGCAAAGUGCCGUUCCAAGUGAUGAUAUUUUUCUGUCCCACGCAAGCUCGUCAAGGAGCACGACACGAAGCGAAAGGAUUCUUGAGCCCCCCCAACCAAUCUUCACACCUGAAACAUUUGCCGAAGCCAAUCUUCAACAUCCCGACGAUGAGUCUGAUCAAAGGACAGUAAUAUCCGACCAAUCGCUCGAUUACGGGUAUCCAGAUUAUCAGAAAGUCUAUGAAGAAGAGUCCAUCUCUGACACCAAUACAGCUUACAGCUCUGGGUAUCACUCAAUGGGAGCCCAAGAGAGUGACUACUUUGGUGCUUCAAUAGAUCGAGACAUGAUGCGCAAUAUUCCCGACACAUACGUCCCGGUGAAGGAUAAAACAACGACUAAGCGAAGAGUUCGUCUUAUUGGGGGUGACUCAGGAAACUUCGUUCUUGAAAAUCGUAUACCAGAAGAGCUCAGAAAGGUGUUGACUAGGACUGACUCACCAUUCGGCGAGUUUACCAACAUGACAUACACAGCUUGCACAGCCGAGCCCGAUAACUUCGUGGCAGAUGGCUUCACUUUAAGGCCUGUCAAGUUCGGAAGAGAAACAGAACUCGUCAUAUGUGUCACGAUGUACAACGAAGACGAAUUCGCUUUUGCCAGAACGAUGCAUGGUAUCAUGAAAAACGUGGCUCAUUUAUGCUCUCGAGCUAAAUCGUCUACUUGGGGAAAGGAUUCAUGGAAAAAGGUUCAAGUCGUGAUUGUUGCUGAUGGCCGAAAUAAGGUAAACGAAGCUGUUCUUCAGUUGUUGACGGCUACGGGCUGCUACCAGGAUAAUUUGGCUCGCCCAUACGUCAACAACAAAAAGGUGAAUGCCCAUCUCUUUGAGUACACUACUCAAAUCUCAAUUGAUGAGAACUUAAAGUUUAAGGGAGAUGAAAAAAGCCUUACCCCUGUUCAAGUCCUCUUCUGUCUUAAGGAAAAGAAUCAAAAGAAGAUCAACUCGCACCGAUGGCUCUUCAAUGCAUUCUGCCCUGUGCUCGAUCCAAACGUGAUUGUAUUAUUAGAUGUGGGUACGAAACCUGACAAUCACGCAGUUUACAAUCUUUGGAAGGCAUUCGAUAAAGACUCGAACGUUGCAGGGGCUGCGGGCGAGAUUACUGCGAUGAAAGGAAAGGGAUGGGUCAAUUUAUUGAAUCCCUUGGUUGCCUCACAAAAUUUUGAAUACAAGAUGUCUAACAUCUUGGACAAACCUUUGGAAUCUGUUCUUGGUUACAUAACUGUUUUACCUGGGGCCCUCUCAGCGUAUCGAUAUAUUGCUCUUCAGAAUCAUUCAGACGGGUCAGGGCCUUUGGCAUCAUAUUUUAAGGGCGAGGACUUACUAAAUUCACGCCAUCUCUCGAACAGCAAGACUAAUUUUUUUGAAGCAAACAUGUAUCUCGCGGAGGACAGAAUUUUGUGCUGGGAACUAAUUGCUAAGAAGAACGAGAAUUGGGUUCUCAAGUUCGUCAAACAAGCGACUGGAGAAACUGAUGUACCUGACACCAUUCCAGAAUUCUUAUCACAGAGAAGAAGAUGGAUAAACGGCGCAUUUUUCGCUGCAUUAUAUGCGUUAAGACAUACCCCUAAAGUCUGGAAGACUGAUCACUCAAUGGGAAGAAAAAUAUGGCUCUGCGUCGAAUUUGCCUACCAAUUUGUGAGCACUGUGUUUUCCUUCUUUUCUUUGAGCAACUUCUACUUGACAUUUUACUUUCUCACGGGAGCUCUCAUCUCCGAGAAGAGAGACAAUAAUCCAAAAGACGAUAAAACAAAUCAAUACAUUAUCCAGCAGAAUGAGCAAGGUGAAUUUGAGGUUAUCGUUCAGGACUACAAUAUUGAUGAGGUCUAUCUCGAAACGCUUUACAGCAUUCGUUCUCGGAGAUCGAGCAAAAAGGUGAGACCUUUCCUGGAAACUCCAAGUGAAUUAGAUGGUGAAGAUUACGCAAAGCACGUCCGAACAAAGGUUGUUCUUCUGUGGCUUUUGUUGAAUCUCGUUUUCAUAAUGACAAUGUUGCAGGUCUACGAACCAGGGGAUACCGGAAGGAAUUACUAUCUUGUCUUUAUUCUAUGGAUGGUGGCAGUACUUGCUCUCUUCAGAGCCUUGGGAUCGACAGCUUACCUUUUACAGCAUUUUGCUAGAUGGCUUGUUGAAUCCCAUAAUUCGGACGACGAAGAUGGAGAUUUAAACGAAGCUGAGUCUACUCCUGCAUUGGUUCAGAAUUUGCCCAAUCUCGAUUCAAAAAUUGUACAAUUGGUUGCUACCGACAAUCUCAGUGGUGUACUUUAUGAAAAUGGAGAAGUCUACACAUGGGGUACGUUUAGAGGUAAUGAAGGUCUUAUGGGAUUUGACGAGAGCAAAGCCAUACAAGAAAAACCAUUACGUAUGGAAUCGUUGAAGAACAUUGUACAACUCGCCGGUGGAAAAGAUCAUGUCCUAGCUUUAGACUCCAAGGGAAUUGUGUACGCUUGGGGAGAUGGUCAACAAUUCCAGCUAGGACGAAGAAUUUUAGAGAGGCACAAAGUGGCAGCUCUCAAACCUCACCAGUUUGGAUUGUAUAAUAUUAGGUACAUCGCUUGUGGUGAUUAUCAUUCUUUUGCGAUAAAUACACACGGCGAGGUAUUCGCAUGGGGUCUCAACCAAUAUGGUCAAUGUGGGGUCUCAGAAUCGGGAGAAUUGGAGGAUGGCUCUCUUUUGAAGCAACCCACGAGAGUGCAAACACUCUCUGAAUUGAAUAUCAAGUCCCUCGUGGGUGGUGAACAUCAUUCAAUGGCGUUGACUGAUGAUGGACAAGUGCUUUCAUGGGGUAGACUUGAUAUGCAAGAGCUCGGCAUUCCAUCUCAUAAAUUACCCUCCUAUACCUUUAAAGAUGCGCACGGAAGAGCUCGUUCUGUGCCUCAACCUACUCAGGUUUCUAUUGGUCAAAAGCAACAUCACAAGAUUAAAACAAUCGGAGCUGGAUCGCACCAUUCAUUUGCUGUAACGGAUGACGGCGUAGUAUUUUCCUGGGGAUUUGGCGACACCUAUGCACCUGGCCUUGGUCCUCUUGACGAAGAUGUUGAAGAACCUUCCAGGAUCUAUAACACAGCGACAAAAGCAAUAGACAUUCGAAUGAUCAGUGGUGGCGGACAAUUUUCCGUUAGCGGUGGCAUACAAAUUUCCGAGGAACUUGCUAUCAAAAGAAACGAGAGAUAUCAAGCAGUUGAUGAUUGA
This is a messenger RNA of Candidozyma duobushaemuli, 3570 nucleotides long. Its product is annotated as chitin synthase 1. NCBI's taxonomy places the organism in Eukaryota, Fungi, Ascomycota, Pichiomycetes, Serinales, Metschnikowiaceae. Gene Ontology annotation, cellular component: cell periphery; cell septum. The coding region runs from base 1 to 3570 and encodes 1189 amino acids. The record is from RefSeq and is a predicted model, not a curated record. The transcript has 3 exons. Gene Ontology annotation, molecular function: chitin synthase activity.